UUACGUCUAUCCUUUCACCUCCACAUUGUGAUCCAAGUUUCACUCUCAGGAUGUCUAAUCACACUCUUCUGGAUCACAUAGUUUCACAGACCAGGCAGAAUGUCGAGUUGUUGAUGUCUCAUAACAAGAUAUCUCCAUCGGAUGGCCGCGAUAUUCUACUCAAGCUUCCUAGCACUGGGGUGGCAGGAUCAAUGAUAGCAAUCACACAGCAAACGCAGCGCCUUUCAAUAUCUCCGGCGCCCGCUCAGAGCCUCAUGAUAAACAAUAAUGCUGGCUUGCGUGUGUCGCCAAAGUUAGAAGCCCGUGCGAUCUGGGACUGGGAAAGCGAGGAUCCCAAUGAUCUAUCGUUCCAUGCCGGAGAUAUCAUAGAAAUCGUGAAAGAGACCAACGUAGAUUGGUGGACAGGUCGAAUCAAGUCGGGGAAGCAGGGCCUAUUUCCUUCCACAUACGUGGAGAGACUGGCUCCGCGGUCUGUCUCUCCACCACCAAUGUCUUUCCCUGAAUUUCAAAAGACAGGGACAUCAUCGGAUUCGAAGUAUGGUUUGGCCUCGGAGCCCAAGUACAUGCCUCCAGGUCUUCCAGGCCCUCCACAGUAUUCUUCACCACAGCCUGUGCAACAACCAUACCCGCCGCCACCUGGUCCACCACCUGGACCUCCAACCGGUGGUUAUCCUGCCCCUCCAGCCAGUGGUUAUCUUUCUCCUGGUCCUCCUGUAGGAGGUUAUCCGCCUCCUUCCGGACCUCUCGUGCCUCCUUAUAAUUCUUAUUCGGGAAAUCCUCCAGUGGCUCAGCCAGUUCCUCAGCAGCCCCCAAAGAAGGGUCGUUUCGGAAAUCUUGGCACUAUGAUGGCACAGUCGGCUGCUGGUGGUCUUGGGUUCGGUGCAGGUGCUGCCAUCGGUGGUGAUAUCGUGAACUCAAUUUUCUAGACUUCCUGCGUUGCACAGUUUACACAAUUAUCUAUGCUACCUCUUUCUUGACUAGACUGGAGAAUGAGCAUGUUAAGUAGGUUGGUUCUGGUAUUAGAUGCUAAAUUCAAACUCCGCGGCCAUCUGUCACAUUUACGUUUGUGCUUCUCCAGC
Messenger RNA from Suillus subalutaceus, 1079 nucleotides. RefSeq names its product SH3-domain-containing protein. Gene Ontology annotation, molecular function: protein binding. The record is from RefSeq and is a predicted model, not a curated record. Gene Ontology annotation, cellular component: ESCRT-0 complex. Bases 51 to 926 code for a protein of 291 amino acids. Lineage: Eukaryota; Fungi; Basidiomycota; Agaricomycetes; Boletales; Suillaceae. Gene Ontology annotation, biological process: protein transport to vacuole involved in ubiquitin-dependent protein catabolic process via the multivesicular body sorting pathway. The transcript is spliced from 4 exons.